Lutra lutra (Eurasian river otter) is the source of this 1230-nucleotide messenger RNA. RefSeq names its product olfactory receptor 9A4-like. The coding region runs from base 60 to 1004 and encodes 314 amino acids. NCBI's taxonomy places the organism in Eukaryota, Metazoa, Chordata, Mammalia, Carnivora, Mustelidae. The transcript has a single exon. Gene Ontology annotation, cellular component: membrane. Gene Ontology annotation, biological process: G protein-coupled receptor signaling pathway. The record is from RefSeq and is a predicted model, not a curated record. Gene Ontology annotation, molecular function: olfactory receptor activity; G protein-coupled receptor activity.
GGAGCCAUGUUACCAAUCUGUGUUCUCUAGGUUUUACAAGGAGCAGAAACAAGGACUAAAUGAUGAGCAAUCUGUCUAGUGCCACUGAGUUCUACCUUCUAGGAUUCCCUGGGUCCCAAGAACUACACCACUUUCUUUUUGCUGUAUUCUUUUUGUUCUACUUAGUGACACUAAUGGGAAACACAGUCAUCAUUGUGAUUGUGUGUGUUGAUAAACGUCUGCAGUCUCCCAUGUAUUUCUUCCUUGGUCAUCUCUCUGCCAUGGAGAUCCUGAUCACAUCGAUCAUCGUGCCCAUGAUGCUUUGGGGGUUGCUGCUCCCUGGGAUGCAGACAAUAUCUCUGGCUACAUGUGUCACCCAGCUCUUCCUGUACCUUGCUGUGGGAACCACAGAGUUUGCAUUACUGGGAGUAAUGGCUGUGGACCGUUAUGUGGCUGUCUGUAACCCUCUGAGGUACAACAUCAUUAUGAACAGCCGCACCUGCAUCUGGGUGGUCAUUAUGUCAUGGAUGUUUGGGUUCCUUUCUGAAAUAUGGCCUGUCUAUGCCACAUUUCAGUUAACCUUCUGCAAGUCGAAUCUGUUAGACCAUUUUUUCUGUGAGCGAGGGCAGCUGCUCAAAUUGUCCUGCAAUGACACACUUUUCACAGAGUUUGUUCUUUUCUUAAUGGCUAUUGUCAUUAUCAUUGGCUCUCUGGCCCCAACAAUUGUCUCCUACACCUACAUCAUCUCUACCAUCCUCAAGAUCCCCACAGCCUCCGGCCGGAGGAAAGCCUUCUCUACUUGUGCCUCUCAUUUCACCUUUGUUGUGAUAGGCUAUGGCAGCUGCUUGUUUCUCUAUGUGAAGCCCAAGCAAACACAGGCAGCAGAAUACAAUAAGAUAGUGUCCCUGUUGAUUUCUGUGUUAACUCCUUUCCUGAACCCUUUCAUCUUCACCCUCAGGAAUGACAAAGUCAAAGAGGCCCUUCAGGAUGGUAUGAAACGCUGCAGUCAACUCCUCAAAGACUAGACCUCUCUGCCUACAUUUUGGGUAGUAAUAUCCUCUAUAGAGUAUUCAGCAACCUAGAAAACCCUAGCUGUUCUCUUACCAUCAUCACCUUUCCAAGGAUCAGUAGUGUACAAUUCCCAAUCAGGCCAUCGAAGGAGACAAGGCAGAGAAAACUGAAACCCAUUCUCUGCCCACUAGAAUCCCAUUCCUGUGUCUGAUGAUUCCACUAUUGAACUGUGGAAGCAUA